Messenger RNA from Emiliania huxleyi CCMP1516, 798 nucleotides. RefSeq lists its product as hypothetical. Bases 1 to 729 code for a protein of 242 amino acids. The transcript has 2 exons. The record is from RefSeq and is a predicted model, not a curated record. Lineage: Eukaryota; Haptophyta; Isochrysidales; Noelaerhabdaceae.
AUGCUCGGCGCAGCGUUCCUGUUGCACGGAAAUCAGCCACGCCGUGCAGUGCGAAGCGGUGAUAUCCGUGCCAGCGCCUCGGCUGCUGACCUCACCGCUGCGCUUCGCGAGAUUCCAAGCCGCGGGCUCGAUCAGCAUGAGGACGCGUACAGGCCGCCGGCGUACGUGGAGGGCAUGCUGGAGUUGAUCGAUACGCUCGCGUCGAUCGGCUGGCCCACCAAUCAGGCCGAGGACUGGAUGAUUGCGGACUGCUUCUUCUCGAGCACCUGGCGGCUCGCCUACACCUCCUCGAGGACGUUCGCGAGGUACCGUGGCCUCAGCGGCUGGGGCGGACGCAUCGACGGAGUCACAACACCGGAGCUGCGCAUGCGGGUCGCGCGGAGCCCGCAGUGCGUCACGUUUGAGGAGCCACUCUCCGAAUCGGCUGCCUUCGCCAUCGCCAGCGCGCUCGCCCUGCCCGCCGAUGAGGCGGCGCCGUCCGCGGUUCUGAUCGACGGGACGUGGCGCAUGGCGGCGAGCGAGGGGCUCAAUAUUCAAACGACAGCGAUCCGGCUCGGCUCGCGCAACUUUAAGCCGGCUGACGGCGCGGCCGACGGCAUGGUCGAUUUCGAGCACGAAAAGGCCGUGCGCGUGCUCGGGGCGACCACGCCGGUCUACCUCGACGCCGCGCUUCUAGUGCUGCGCGCACAGGCCGACGGUGUCGUGUUUGUAUGGGAGAGCCUGCCUUGAAGCUUAUCCAGCUCUCUCUCUUACGUGCGUCUUGGUCGAGCGCUGCUUUGUUUGUUAUCGCAUUCAGGC